AUGCAGGCAAAACAUAUGAAGAGUCAAAGUUCUCCACACCCUCUCAGUUGCCCCAUCGACCAAGACAGAUCCCCUUCCACCAAUGAUGAGGGCUACCGCGGCAACCCCAGACAAUCAGUCAGCAAGAUUAGCCGAAGCCUCCAGAACAGCAUCAAAUAUCGCAUCCUGUACUUGUCUGAGCAGCUAGAAGUGGAGAAAGCCAGACGGGAUGAGAACACAGUAGGCUAUCUCAAACUAGUGUCCAAAGCUCACCGGCACCAGGCCAUUCGCAUUAGACAAGCCUUCGAGAAGGUGAACCAGCGCUCUUCAGCCACUAUUGCCCACAUAGAACACAAGCUCCAACAGUACCACCAGCAGCUCCAGGAAAUGGAAGAGGGGAGAAGGCCCAAGCGCUCAUCACUGAAGGAAGAGAAGGCCAAGAAGAGCCAGGAAUCCGCUGAUAAAGCCCGUUUGGUGGAGAACCCGAAGACCAGAGCAGAGGAAUCCCAAUCCACAAAUGCCCUGGAUAUCUUAGAGAAAGAUGUGCUGGCUGCUGCCUCCCCCCAGGAAAAAUCCUCAAAGAAAGAUAGCUUGGGCCGGCAACAGAGCCCACUUUUCCUGAACGUCAAGGAAGAGCUAGAAGAUAUAAAAAAAUCCCAUAGCAGACUUGAGCUAUUUUAUCAAGCCCUGAAGGAGAAGUACCUGACGGACUUGCAGCUGAUUAUCGAGUCUCUUCACGAGGACAAAUAUAGGCAAAAGGUGAUUGAGGAACAGGUCAAUGACCACAUGCAGGGGCACCUGAGUGAGAUUUCCCAUAUCAAAAAGAACUUGGCCUGCACUGAAGAGAAGAUGACCUAUCUGUCCUAUGACAGAGCCAAGGAGAUAUGGGAGGUGAUACGGACCUUUCAGAAUCAAAUUUCCAAACUGGAGACCCAGCAGCAAGUAGCCCAACUAGAAAUAACUGAGAAGCCCAGAAGCCACUCCCAAGUCUUCCUAGCCAAGUUCAUGAGCUUGAUCCUCACUUUGACCACCAUUCUCCUCAUCUGUGUAUCCACCAUCUGCACGUCCCCCUUUCCUUUCAUCAGAUGUCGUCUCUGUUUCUGCACCAUCUUCCUGCUCAUUGGGCUGGGGAUGGUCACCUGGCAGAAGUACUCCAUUCUGUACACAUAUUGGCAUGAGCAGAUCUUAUCGAGAUUGAAAUUGUAUUAUACAGACUCCAGGCCUCUGAUGAGUUAAGCUUAAAGCAGCAAGACAAGUCUCUUCAGCCUGGGAAUGCCUGCUAGAUGUCUCCUUCAGGAAUGGCCUGUCCUCUGUUCCUUCUUCCUGCUGCUAUGAAGUUUUCAAAAACUCAAUACUUCUCCCCCAAGUUAUUUCUGCUCAUGCUUCCUGACCACCUUCCCCCAAAAUGGGUGAUUCAGAGAAGGGAUGGGGUUUUCUACUGUCUACUUUCCUUAGUGUUUAAAUAUUAAAAGCUGAAAAGUAAGAAAUCCAUCUCCUUUGUGUUCCCUAGUGCCUCCUCCUUGGACUCGUCUUUGCUUUCUGUUCCACCUCUGCUCUGAGAAUGGGAUGACCUUGGCAGCCUUAGACUCUGGCUGCCCAGAAAGGGAGGAAUGGGGUCUCUCAAACAAUUGGAAACUCAGAAGUGGGAAAGCUUCCAGGAGACUAGUAUUGGCAACCUUUGUGGCUGGUUGCCUAGAAGAGGAGAAUCCACACUUUGUUCCACAAAGUUGGGAAGGAAACAGGGCAAGAUGAGGGUGGGAAGAAAAGC
This is a messenger RNA of Phascolarctos cinereus (koala), 1747 nucleotides long. It is a transcript of the gene TEX28, whose product is annotated as testis expressed 28. The record is from RefSeq and is a predicted model, not a curated record. Gene Ontology annotation, cellular component: endomembrane system. Lineage: Eukaryota; Metazoa; Chordata; Mammalia; Diprotodontia; Phascolarctidae.